AUGUUCGGCCAGUGGACGGAUCAUGACCUGACCUUCACUCCUCACUCUCCUGUGAUUCGCUCGUUCAAUAAUGGGAUUGACUGUGACCAGAGCUGUGACCGGACAGAGCCCUGCUUCCCCAUCGAGAUUCCCAAGAAAGACCCUCGCUUUGGCAAAAAAUCUCAGAGUUGCAUCCCCUUCUUCCGCUCAGCAGCAACUUGUGGUUCUGGCAACUUUGGCCACACGUUUGGAGCGAGCACCGUCCGUCAACAGAUCAACAGUCUCACGGCUUUCCUUGAUGUAGGUCAGGUGUACGGUUCAGAGGACACCAAAGCUCGUUUCCUACGAGACCUCACCUCAGAUAAGGGCCUGCUGAGAGUCAACACACAGUUCACUGACAGCAGCCGUGAGCUCCUCCCCUUCUCCACCAUGGUUACCAACAUGUGUGCCACCCGAGCCCGCAUUACUAAUGACAGUAAGGCACAGGAGGUGCCUUGCUUUGUGGCUGGUGACGAGCGGUCCAAUGAGCACAUUGGCCUGACCGCUUUACACACACUGUUCCUGCGUGAGCACAACCGCCUGGUCCGUGCUCUGGCAGACCUCAACCCUCACUGGAACGGAGAGAGACUCUAUCAAGAAGCACGUAAAAUCAUGGGAGGAUAUUCACAGGUUCUCACUUUCAGAGACUACUUACUUCACAUUGUUGGUCCAGACUUCAUAGCCAGUCAUCUGUCCACCUACCCUGGUUAUGAUGAAAACGUGGACCCCUCAAUCGCCAAUGUGUUUGCCACAGCUGCCUACCGAUUCGCUCACCUUAUGGUUCAGCCUUUCAUGUUUCGUCUUAAUGAGCAGUGCCAGGAUCACCCUGAUUUCCCCAGCCCGAUGCUGCACAAAGCCUUCUUUACACCGUGGAGGGUCGUCUUUGAAGGUGGUCUGGACCCCCUCAUCAGGGGCCUGGUGGGUCGUCAGGCCAAGCUGAACACACAGGAUCACAUGAUGACGGAUGAACUGAGGGACAGGCUGUUUAAAUUCUCCAGUGAGUUGGCACUGGAUCUGGCUGCCCUCAACAUGCAGAGAGGAAGAGACCAUGGACUCUCUGGAUACAACCAAUGGCGUAAAUUCUGUGGGCUGUCGCAGCCAAGAACUAAUAAAGCGCUGGCAAAAGUGCUGAAAAGUAAGGACCUGGCCAAUAAUCUGCUGAAACUCUACGGGAGAGCUGACAACAUCGAUGUGUGGCUGGGAGGAGUGGCUGAGCCGUUUGUCCGUGGAGGAAGAGUGGGACCUUUGUUUGCCUGCCUGAUUGCCACUCAGUUCCAGCGGAUCCGCACGGGAGACCGACUUUGGUGGGAGAACAAUGGCGUUUUCACUGCGGGCCAGAGGGACUCCCUGAAGAACACCUCUCUUGCACGUAUCAUCUGUGACAACACUGGCAUCACUGAUGUACCAGCCCAGCCCUUCCUGUAUGCCCCCAGAAAGUCUGGUUACACUAAAUGUGGUGACAUCCCUGUCUUUGAUCUCAGUCCAUGGAAGGAGAGUAUUAACUCGUAA
Molecule: messenger RNA, 1527 nt
Organism: Cyclopterus lumpus (lumpfish)
Lineage: Eukaryota; Metazoa; Chordata; Actinopteri; Perciformes; Cyclopteridae
Product: eosinophil peroxidase-like
Exons: 7
Coding region: 1-1527 (508 amino acids)
Biological process (GO): response to oxidative stress
Molecular function (GO): heme binding; peroxidase activity
Source: RefSeq, a predicted model, not a curated record